Orbilia oligospora ATCC 24927 is the source of this 14763-nucleotide messenger RNA. RefSeq lists its product as uncharacterized. NCBI's taxonomy places the organism in Eukaryota, Fungi, Ascomycota, Orbiliomycetes, Orbiliales, Orbiliaceae. Gene Ontology annotation, biological process: ribosomal large subunit assembly; rRNA processing. The transcript has 8 exons. Bases 1 to 14763 code for a protein of 4920 amino acids. Gene Ontology annotation, cellular component: preribosome, large subunit precursor; nucleus. Gene Ontology annotation, molecular function: ATP binding; ATP hydrolysis activity. The record is from RefSeq and is a predicted model, not a curated record.
AUGUGGUCUACAACUUUGGGCGACCGUUCUCUGGCCGAAUCUCCUCUGCUUCAACAAGUUGUACCAGCGGAACUAUUUCUCAACCUGCAGAGCGAAAACAACCAAAUAUAUCUCGACGCUCUAUCGCGCAUUGCUCUUGAUUCCCGACUGACUUCUCUAGUAUUUACCUCAUUCGAACCUAUAUUCCCAGAUAUCCUAUCGAGAUGGACCAGCUUCACAACUCCCCAGGAGUUCGCCCAAAGACUGGCAGAGCUCUUACCCACAGCACCAUAUUUGGUCCCGUACGCUGAACAUUAUCUACUAGGCAGUGGGACCAAGGAUUUCUCAUCGUUCUACCAAAACCAAUCAACAUCAUUACCAUUGGUAUUCACAGAAAAUCUUUCUAGUUUGUCUGUCGAAUCUAUCCAGGCAAUUCUCUUGGCCCUCCUGAGGCUCUUAAAGUUCAACUUUUCACUUUUUUCACCUUUAGCACGUCUUGAGCAUAUAUGGUCGCUACUUGAACAUUCUUCUGUGGUUAUUAGAUAUUUAAGUCUUCAAAUUGCCGUUCUCUAUCUCAACAUAGCAGAUAGCGCGUUUGAAGAACUGUUGGUUAAGCAUUGUGGAACCGAGCCAAUUGUCGGUGUGAUAGAUGAUGUUUCCGUGGACUUUAGAUUUUUUUGGACCGAUGAGGCUCGCCGAUUAGACCUGCUCCAAUCUACCCUUAAAUCAGCCAGAACCAGUUUCGCUGAGAAUACAUCUCACGGAAGAGUGAUUUCUACGACCGAUACUUCUCCCUCGAUUGUUUCUAUAGCUGGAAUACAAUUCCUUCGUCUUCCAGAGAGUGAUCGAGAUCCGGAAGGCCAUGUCGAAACCCCAACUGCUUUGCAAAACCUUAGUCAGUUGGCAAUAGCGGUCCGUACGGGCGACCCGGUUCUGAUACAAGGCAGACAAGGCAGUGGAAAGACACACUAUGUUCACCAUAUUGCAAAAUUGCUUGGUAGCGAAAAGUCUUUGAUAUCCAUACAUUUGGGCAAGCAGACCGAUACAAAACUACUGUUAGGAACAUAUGUUUCAUCAGAGCCACCUGGUUCUUUCAAAUGGAAGCCGGGCGUUUUGACUACUGCUGUCAAGGAAGGUCGAUGGAUUUUGAUAGAAGAUCUAGAUCAGGCGCCUAAUGAAGUUCUCAGUCUUCUCAUCCCCCUGAUGCAGCGUAGAACCUUGUUCAUCCCGAAUCGAGCGGAAACAAUUGUCGCUCCCUCGAAUUUUCGACUAAUAGCUACCGUUCGUACUUUUGAUGGCCUACGAGAUGGUGCCGAUUCUCUACCACCAAAUCUGAGCACCGUUGGCAUCAGAUUGUGGCGCCGUGUGUCGAUCCAACAGCCGUCCCAGUAUGAAAUUAUCGCUUUUAUUAAUGACCGUUACCCUUCACUAUCGCCUUUCUCUUCAACCCUUGUGAAAGUAUAUGAUUCUGUACGGUCUAUACAAUCAUCACCUACUCGGGGUAGGCUGUUUCGUGGACCUUCCCUCCGGCAAAUUGGAUUAAGGGAACUGCUCAACUGGUGCAAUCGCAUUGACUUGCAUUUGCAAUUAAGGCCUGCGGACUCGAGGUCAGGCGUUGUGUCCGAAUAUCUACUAGACAUGAUAUUUAUUGAAGCUAUGGAUUGUUUCGCGGGGCAAUACUCGGACAUUAAACAAGAGAAGAUUAUCAGCAACUGCGUAGCACAUGGGGUCAAUCUUGAUCUAACCCGUGAAGCUUACCUGACGGAAGGUUACCUGCCAACUUACCAGAACGACACAACCCAGGUUUCUAUUGGAAGAUCAAGGAUUUCGAAAAGGCCCCAGGCAAAGGGAGAUUACUAUCGAAAAGGAAAACCACAAAGUAUGCCAUACGCAAUGCACAAAUACGCCUUACGUCUUCUCGAACGAGUUUCCAUCUGCGUGAACACGGCUGAACCGGUGCUUCUGGUCGGAGAAACGGGAACUGGAAAAACGACUGCUGUACAGCACCUUGCAAACCUGCUAAACGUCAAACUAACGGUUCACAACUUCUCGCAGCAAACCGAAAGUAGCGAUCUAAUGGGUGGAUUCCAGCCGAUGGAUUUGUCACGGAUAGGCAUGGAAAUAGCGACAAGCUUCGAUUCUCUAUUCCGAAGAACAUUCCCUUCCAAGAAAAACUUGACUUUCUUGGAUCAAUUCGACCAAGCAGUCCUACAUAAACAGUGGAAGAAAGUUGUUCGGUUCUGGCUGAAAGCUAUUGAAAUGGCGAAGAAACAUCUUGCUGUCUCAGUGGAUGAUGAAGAUCCAGAGGAUGGCAUAUUGAGCCCUAGAAAGCGGAGAAAGUUGGAGCCUAGAAACCAAGCAUCAAUUGUGGCAGAAUGGGAAGCAUUUGUUGCACAGGUUUCAUCUUUCGAUACACAAUUAAAGAGUUCGCCCCAGCAAGCUAUAUUUAACUUCGUCGAAGGCCUUCUCGUCAAAGCAGUUCGUAAUGGAGAAUGGGUCCUUUUAGACGAGUUGAACUUGGCUGCUCCAGAGACUUUGGAAUCUAUCGCCGAUCUUAUGAAUGAUGCUGGAUCUCGAUCUAUGUUAUUACUUGAGAAGGGUGGCGUCGAAAGAAUACACGCUCACCCAGACUUCCGCAUAUUCGGCUGUAUGAACCCUGCCACUGACGUUGGAAAACGGGACUUACCCCAAGGUAUCAGAUCGAGGUUUACCGAAUUUUAUGUCCCCAAUCCGGAUGGUGAACGAGCAAAUGUUCUCGCGAUUGUGAAAGCAUACUUAGAAAGCCAUUGCGUGGGUGUUGAACAACUUCUAUCCAAGACAACUGACUUGUAUCUCGAUAUUCGGGCCAUGGUCGAUCAAAAUCGACUUGUAGACGGGGCGGGACAGAAACCAGUGUACAGCAUUCGUACCCUCGCUCGUACACUAGCGUACGUGGUUGAAAUUGCGCCAGUCUACGGUAUUCUCAGGUCCCUUUACGAGGGGUUCUGUAUGGCGUUUCUCACCUGUCUCGCAACCGAAUCCGAAAAUCUACUCCAUAGACUCAUCGAACAAAGGUUGCUCGCGGAUCAUACGAACGCAAGAAGUCUCUUAAAACAAGUGCCGAGGAUGCCAACCCACGGGGACUAUACACAAUUCAAACACUACUGGAUGUUGAAAGGGCCCGCUGAGGUCCAAGAACAACCAAAUUACAUUAUUACACCAUAUGUCGAAAGGAAUCUUCUCAAUCUUGUGCGCGCGGCUGCUACUCGGAAAUAUCCCGUUCUUAUUCAAGGACCCACAUCGAGUGGUAAAACAAGUAUGAUUAAGUUUCUAGCCAACAGGACUGGUCAUAAGUUCGUCCGAAUAAAUAAUCAUGAGCAUACUGAUUUACAGGAGUAUCUUGGCUCCUAUGUUUCUGAUUCUACCGGCUCUCUAAAGUUUCAGGAGGGAGCCCUUAUUCAGGCGAUGCGGACGGGAUGUUGGGUGAUAUUGGACGAGUUGAACCUUGCGCCUACCGAUGUUUUGGAGGCCUUGAAUCGUUUGCUUGACGAUAAUCGAGAAAUUCUUAUACCAGAAACACAGGAAGUUGUGCGGCCCCAUAAAGACUUCAUGCUCUUCGCUACCCAAAAUCCACCUGGACUCUAUGCUGGACGUAAAGCUCUUUCUAAAGCUUUCCGAAAUCGAUUCAUCGAACUGCACUUUGACGAUAUCCCGCAAAAUGAAUUGCAAGAUAUUCUCCAACAGAGAACACAAAUUGCUCCUUCAUUCGCAGCUAGGAUCGUGACCGUCUACAACGAACUUUCGGUCCUCCGUCAAUCAUCCCGUCUUUUUGAACAAAAACAGAGUUUUGCAACUCUGAGAGAUUUGUUCAGGUGGGCGAACAGAGAUGCUGUGACGAAUGAAGAGCUUGCGCAGAAUGGCUAUAUGCUUCUUGUCGAGCGUGUAAGGAAUCAAGACGAAAAAUUAGCCGUCAAGAAAGUCAUUGAAACCAAGCUACGGGUUCAGAUUUCAGAUGAAAUUCUGUAUAAUAGGCCUCCUCCCGACUUUGGAAGUCAAGGAGAUGAUGUUGUUUGGACAAAGGCAAUGGCUCGACUAUACGCGCUACUUGAAAGAGCUAUUGUGAAAAAUGAACCUGUUCUUCUUGUGGGUGAAACUGGUUGCGGAAAGACAACAGUCUGCCAGCUUUUAGCUCUUGCUCUCCGCAAAAAUCUUGAGACUGUCAACGCCCAUAUGAACACUGAAACUGGUGAUAUUAUUGGAGCUUACCGGCCUUUGAGAAAUCGAGCGGAGGUUACACAGCAAUUGCUCCAAAGCCUGCAGAAUUUCUUUUCUACAUAUUUGCCCAGCCAAAUCCAAGGCGAUUUGAAAGAGCUACUUCGAGCCUACGAUCAAUUGCAAUUGGAGGCUAAAAAGGACAUUCCCCAAGAAGUUCUCAACUACAUUCACGGCUUACGCGCUCAAGCGAGUCAACUCUUCGAGUGGGUGGAUGGAAGUCUCGUUGGCGCAAUGAGGAAAGGCGAUCUCUUCCUCCUCGAUGAAAUAUCUCUAGCAGAGGACAGUGUUUUGGAAAGGCUCAACAGUGUUCUUGAACCCGAGCGAGAAAUCUUCUUAGCCGAGAAAGGGUAUGAAGAUGCAAAAAUAACUGCUCACCCAGAGUUCCAGUUUUUUGCAACAAUGAACCCUGGUGGCGACUAUGGAAAAAAGGAGCUAUCUCCUGCUUUGCGAAAUCGUUUCACUGAAAUCUGGGUCCCGCCGAUGUAUGACUUUGAUGACGUUCUACAGAUCACCGAAACCAAAUUGGUUACAGCGUAUAAAGGAUAUGCGCCAGCGAUGGUUAAGUUUGGCUUUUGGUUUAACCAGACUUUCCGAGUCGGUAAAGACGGAUCGGUAUCUAUCAGGGACAUCAUUAGUUGGAUUCAGUUCUGCAAUAAGGUUGAGGGUGAGCCUUUGACUGUUGUUUUUCAAGGUGCUCUUAUGGUCUAUGUAGACACCCUUGGCUCCAAUCCCGCAGCUCUUUUGUCAGUACCCCUAGAGCAAGUCGAGCUCGAGAGACGGAAAUGCAUUUCUCAUCUUUCUACCCUCCUUGGGAAGCAUUUCGACUUGGGUUUCCUCGAGGCCACCAGCGUUCAGGUCUCACCUGAAGCUUUCCAAGUCGGGGACUUCGCACUCCCUCGUACAAUUUCGGACAUGGGAAGGGUUCCUUUCGAUUUUAAUGCAUCGACAACCAGCUUGAAUGCAAUGCGUGUCAUGCGCGCUAUGCAGCUAUCUAAACCAAUUCUUCUCGAAGGUGCACCUGGCGUCGGUAAGACAAGUUUAAUUACAGCAUUAGCCGCUGUUGUUGGUAUUCCUCUAGUCAGAAUCAAUCUUUCUGAGGAGACUGAUAUGAUGGAUCUAUUUGGAAGUGAUGUUCCUGCAGAAAAUGGUGCCGUUGGAACCUUCGUCUUCAGAGAAGCGCCUUUCUUACAGGCUAUGCAAACUGGGCAAUGGGUUCUUCUCGACGAAAUGAAUCUGGCGUCCCAGUCAGUCCUAGAAGGCUUGAACUCAUGUCUUGAUCAUCGAAAAACUGUCUACAUUCCAGAGCUCGGGAAAACUUUCCACUGCCACCCGGGUUUCAGACUAUUCGCAGCGCAGAACCCACACCACCAAGGAAAUGGACGAAAGGGUUUACCGGCUUCAUUUGUUAACAGAUUUACAGUCGUCUAUAUCCGUAGUCUUCAGCAAGAGGACUUAUUGGCCAUUUCACAACAUACGUUCCCGAAUUUUGACGCGGAGGACUAUGCUAAGAUUGUCGAGUUUUCGAGUCAGCUCUCUAAGGGACUUACCCAAGACAAAUCAUUCGGUGUAUCCGGCGCCCCGUGGGAGUUUAACCUUCGUGAUACCUUAAGAUGGCUUGAAAUUACGGCACGGGAAACGCCACUGCCUGCACGAAAAACGCUUGAGCAAUAUUUUAGAGCCAUCGUCAGUCACAGGUUUCGGAGUGAGGAGGAUGUAUUGAAAGUCAACGCAAUAUUCAAAAAGGUCUUUGGAUCUGAACUGAAUCUUGACAUACAAGCCGGGUUUGUCAGACUUUCUCCGAGUAAUGUCCAAGUUGGAAAUGCUCUGAGCCAGAGAAGGAAGACCCGAAACUCCCAGAAGAUUGACCGCGUUGAAUUCCUACCCCGUCAACUUUCCAUCUUAGAAACUAUUUUGAAUGGAAUCAAUAACCGCUGGCCUUGCCUCUUGGUCGGUGCACCUGGUUCGGGGAAGUCGAGCAUGGUAGAAGUUCUAGCAAAGUCGGUCGGGGCACAUCUUGAAGUCAUCCCGCUUAAUAACGACACGGAAACAUCAGAUGUUAUUGGUGGCUAUGAACAAGAGGACCCCUUUAGAUUAGCAAGAACGGUUGUGCAACUACUUCAUUCUGAUUUGGAAACACUUAUCGUUGAAUGCAGUCUCGCUGGUAACGGGGUGCCUCAAGCAGCUCUUGUGCUGGCAGAUAGCUUGCAUCGGUGGGAACCGACCUACCAAAAUUUGGAAGGAAUCAUCAGCAUAGCACAGACGACUUUAGAAUCAUGUGCUUCUUUUCCAUCCGAGUGUCUUGAAAGGAUCCAACAGCAUCUUCAGACGCUGGUGAGAGUCUUAUCGGAAAAGGACCAGAGGAGCAAUGUGUCAUUCGCGUGGUAUGAUGGUGCUUUGGUUCGUGCCGUUGAAAAUGGACACUGGGUCAUUUUGGAUAAUGCAAACCUUUGCAACCCAUCCGUCCUGGAUCGUAUCAAUUCCUUGCUCGAGACUAAAGGAGCUCUAUUUCUCCAUGAGCAUACUUCUGCCGACGGCGGGGGUAGAGUUAUCAUUCCUCAUCCAGAUUUUAGACUUUUCUUGACCAUGGAUCCUCGAAAUGGGGAACUGUCAAGGGCCAUGCGCAAUCGGUCAAUCGAGAUAUUUGUUCCUUCCGUAGAAGAAGAUACCGAAGAUUGGAGUCUGAACCAGUCCAAGUUGUUGAACUUGGUUGAUCAAUCUACAGCGAGAACAUUUACUCGGGUUGACUAUCUCGUUCGACACGCGCUUAAUACUGACCCCGAACGUUUUGGUACUUGGCUCUAUCAUAUUUUCGAAGAGGCUCCUAUUCGUCUGGUUCCCAUGAUAGCCCCUUGGCUAGGUCAAAACUUACCCAAAUCUAACGUUUCCCUCAUCGAGACCACGGAAAAAGCGGUAGCCACCUUUCAAGAAGUUAAAAAUCAGUCCUCGCUUCAUGCUCUCUCCAACAUUCAUAUUCUAGAGACAGAUUGCCGCCGAGUAGGCUCACAGAAGAUCGCAACCAUCCUUAGCGACCUUUACGAAGUUGCCCUGUCCUCUGCUAAGAGUCAGAGCCAGCUAAUCAAAAUAAUUGACAUUUUGAAGAACCAGCGACGCCUUCGCGCAGCGAGUGGUGCAAACCAUGCUAAGGAUGGACUGCCAGAUAAUAUUGACAAAGAAGCUCGCCUUGCACUGUUGGAAUUCCUAUCAACCUUGAAUCAUACAAUCUGGUUAUGGCUUGGCCAAAUAGACCUCGACCAUAUCCUAUUGAAAGUUAAUUGUAUAAACCUCACGCCGUUCUAUGAACUUUUACUUUUCUUGGGUUUCAUCCUUGAAGGUCGUGAGCUCGACGGUUUGAUCUUCCAAGCUUGCUCUGACAGAAUCAAAGCAUUUCUUAAUACUAUCUCUGGGGUUUGGCCAGACGCUACGAUGCACAAAAUCCAACGUUCGAUCCAAAACUUGAUCAGAGAGUAUGGCCUAGGUUCUGGGUUUUCUUGGAUAAGGUUAUGGAAAGCUUUGCGGGUGUCGAUGCCCCAAUCGGAUAAUGGAAUGGUUUCCUUAAGGCAGCUGAAAGCUGUCGCCCAAAGGUUUGAUGAAGCCUCGCAGGGGAUGGUUCAGCCAAAUGCACAGAUUUUGCAGUUGAGGCUAUCUUUCAUGAAAGCAUUUGAACAGAUACGAACUUCUGAUUCUACCAACAACCUUCCGAUAACUGAGUUUGACGAAGCUGUCAGCUUGAUCAGCAACUCAAGUGUUACAGCGGUUCAUUCUUUCCAGGAUGGAUUUGAUAUGAUUUUGAGAAUGCAGCUGCUCGCUACUAUGAACUCUGCUGGCUCGGACUUGAAGACCGAGGACAUCAUAGCCUUGAGCUACUACUCCGGCUACCCGACGCAGAAAUUGUCUGGGCUUUUGGGAUAUUUGGGUUUGAAUAACACACCACAAAAUCUCAGGUUUAACACUAUCUUCGGGUUGACAACUCAUACCGAUAUGCUCGAUUUGAAGAGGUCACUCGCCUCAGACGAAUAUUAUGGCUCAUUCGUUAAGAACAUUCUGCUGACUAGCGACCAUGUUCAAGCGACGGAUAUUGGAGGCUACAGUACAAUCCAAUCAGAUCUCCAAACACUCGGAAAACAAUAUGUUUUGACAAUAGUAAACAAUACUACCGAAUACUGGAGGGAGUUUGAUAAUCUACUCCUUGAAAAUAUUUCUUCCAUCUGCAAAUGUCACCAAGACUUGUUCUCAGGUACCGGGGUUUCAUUGUUAUCCAGUGAUCUCAAAUCACCCGAGUCCCUCCUAAGACUUCUUGAAUCUGGAAAGCAAGGAUCAGAUGAAAGAUGGACUAUCAUAAUCUCGAAUUUUUUGAUUCCAUCACUUAGGGCAUUGCUUCAAACAGAGCAGAAAGAUGGGACUGAAAGGAUAAAUCGUGGCCUAGCAUGGAUCCAAUACGCCAUUGGGUGCCUUAAACUUCUCGUCCCAGCGCAUCCUUAUGACCCUGCGCUACAAGAACGCUUGAACUUCCAGCUUUUCCAGCAUAGACAACAGAGCCUUCAAGCUGAACUCUCAAGUCUUGAAGUAGUGACAGAGAUAUUAAAUGGAUCCCGCGAUAACGCACGGACGAGACGUCUACAGCAAAAAAUCGAAGCCGUAACUUGGGAUACCGGAAUUUCAUUGUUUCAACGUUCUCAACAAACAAACUUUGAGCCGCUACGCCAUCUUCUUCAACGAACUGUUGCUCUUAUCAACGGGCAACAGGUUCAAAGAUUUGUCCAAAACCUCGCUUCAGGUAACUCGGAUGUAGUUGCGGCGGGUCAGGCCAUCAGGGAAAAUGUCAGACAAAUCCUCCAACAGCUGGCGAUUCAAGACGACGCUUUCGAAGAUAUAACCGUUAUUGUGGCGGAAUUCGUUUCAGCGCUCGAGUUUGGAAUUACCAUUGCCUGUGAGGCUGAUACUUCGAGGACAAGUGGUUCAAAAUAUAUCUUUACACCGGGUACUCUCUCCCCAACGGCUAUUUCUGAGAAGAUGGGAACCAGAACCUCAAAAUCAAGUGAACCAGAGCUUCGAUCGCUUCGCGCUUUAGCUCUUAGAGCCAAGGUCGAAGGCUUGACAUCCUUCACUGAUGCAGAGUUUAGGCUUCUUGACAAUACUUUCGCUCGUAUCCUAAAACUCUGGGAGAGGAAGGAGCGUGAUGAUGCAAGGGAAAGAGAGGAAGCCACCAAGAUGUACCACUUCAAGGGGCUCGAAGUCGUUGACCCUGAUGACGAUGAAGCUGGCGUUAUGGAAAUGUUCUCUGAAGGCAGUCCAAAGACGGAUGCACCAAAGCCGAAGAAUAACUUGGAUGUCCAGGCCCUAGCUAGUCAAGUUUCUGAACUACACGCAGCCAUAUUCGUCGGCACUUUGGCGGACGGGAUUGAAAUUGCCUCCCUCCAGCGAGAUUUCGGAACCCAGUUGAAAAAAUCUGAAGAGGGCAUUUACAUCGCCCCAGGGGAGAUGGAGAGCUUUGUUCCUUCUAUGUUACUUGACAUCUCGGAUGCCGAAACCUGGCUGAACCGAUCGUCUAAAAAUUCAUUCAAUUUUUAUAAAGACGAGAACCCCACAGAAGUCAGAACUGUUGUUGAGCUUCUUACUGGAAUAAAAGCGAAAAUUGCAGAUCUAAUAGCUCUUUGGCCUGAGAACGACAUUUUAAGAGACGUCAACGAUAGAACCGUGGAAACUUUGGGACUCCCGCUGAAAACACCAGUUAACAGCGUUCUAGCGAAGUUAGAAGGAUUACACGCGGCACUUCAUCAGUGGGAACAAGUGGCCAGCAAGGAAUAUUCCUUGGCCUCCCAUCAAGAUAAUUUGACCAACCUAAUCGUUAGCUGGAGAAAACUAGAGUUGCAGACUUGGUCUAGUUUGUUCGCCCAGGAAGAAACUUCUUCUCGAAACCGAGCGUCGACCUGGUGGUUCCAUAUCUACAAAGCCAUCAAGACAGCAGUUGAUGUCGAGGAAGACGAUAUCUCAACUAUCCGAAUUUCUCUUGCAGAAACUUUGAGUACUUUUCUAAGACAGUCGAGCAUCGGAGAGUUCCAAAGUCGGUUGAAUCUAAUCAAGGCAGUCGCAAGACAACUCGAUUACAGUCCCUCGGGUCACGCUCAAGCCCUCAAAAGUACUGUCCAUAACGUCCACCAACUUCAUCUCCAAUACCUCAAACCUGCCUUAGAGCAUACUUCUACAGAGAGAACCAAACUUGAAAAGGAUAUGAGAGAAGUAAUUCUGUUAGCAUCCUGGAAGGAUACGAAUAUCAAUGCUUUGAAAGAAUCGACCCGAAGGUCUCAUUACCAGCUUUACAAAGUUGUCAAGAAAUAUAGAGCCGUCCUCUCUACUUCCGUUUCCACAAUAGCCAAGGUGGCUGACUUGAGCAAACUCGAAAUUUCCCCACUAAUGACAUCCCCUCGUCUCUUUGAGCAGGCAUCAGACGCCGAUAGGACCCUUUGUGCGACUUCUAUAACUAACUGGGAGUCACGACCUGCAAGACAUUCCAACAUCACAUCGACGGUGACCAAAAUGCAACAAAUUUAUAGCUCCAUAGCACCCACCCAAUCUGCAUUCACUCUCGUCGACCAGUUCUCAGAUCAUAUUCUACAACGUGCCCAAGAACUUCGUGAUGCUACUCCAUCGAAGCUAACGAAAGAGAAUACAGUCGAAAUUCGGAGACUCCAAGACGCUAAACGCAAAGCCGUCAGCGAAGCUCUCAAAUCUCUUCGCCAGAUGGGGUUCAAGUCAAACCUUAGUCAGAAAGAACUUGCGGGACAGUCGUCUACGGAACAAAUCCUUGGGUUGGCCCCGGAAUUCAAAGGGAAAUCUUUCCAAACGAGGGUUGGGGAGGUUGAUGACAUCCUUGUUGCGACCCUUGAUAAUCUAUCAAAGACUAGAGGUGUUAUGAUGAACCUACCCGCCGAUGUGCCAGUCCCUGACUUUGUUCGGGGAGCCAAGUAUUUUGAACACGGCCUUUCUAUGGUGGUAAAUCAGAGAAAGACUCUUGCAUCGCACCUAAUGGCUUUCCAUCGUUUGGAAGAGCUCAUAGGGUACCUACUAGUUCUCUGUAAUGACAACGGUACUACUUCCUCGGGCCUAGUUACUGCACAUGCUCUAUCAGACCCCAAAGCUCUUUCUCAAAAUCUCGGCUGGAUUCAAGCGAAUAUCCAGUUUGCCUUAAAGGUCGUUGAAGCCGAAGCCAAGUUUGUCCCCGGAGACCAAUACGGCGAGCUUCAAGGAAUGCUUUCAAAGUGGGAGAAAUGGACUUUAGAAUCAUCGCAAUCAUUUGCUGCUUGUCCGAAGACCUUUUCGAGUAUCACCAUGCCACGGCAGAAUGAUAUCACCAGAGAAAUAAUUGAUGGGUUCAGGGGAAUGCAAGCCGAACUCAUCGCCUUCGGAAAUUCAAAUGCCAAGUUACGGCAUAUCGUCAACUAUCUCCAACCUUGGAUUCCGACCAACGAGCAGACUCCUAUAGCAAAUGGGAACGGCGUGCCCAAGCAUCCGAGUGAAAACGCUAUUACCUCUGCUGACAAUGAAAUUCGGAACCUAUGUGAUAUGAUCCUUGCACAAUUACAGCCAGAGGCGAUCGAUGAAACCCUAGCAAAGAAGGUUGGUGGCUCAGACAAAAUUGUUCUUUUCGAACAUGAGAAACUUCUCGCCUCAAGAGCUUCAUCUAGCUCCGCCGCAAUUGCCAACCAAUUAGAAGCUCUUGCCCCAAAACUACGCGAGGCAAUGACGGAGAACCCAGUUGCUCUUCGUUCACUUUUGCGUUUAAUGUCACCAAUCAUCAUCGAGUAUGAGAGCAUCUGCCGACAAGAGCUCCUACAGCGUCUUGAUUUCCAUAGAGGUCUUUGCAGACUUACACAUAUUCUCUCCAACUUCGUGAUAAGUAUUGGAACAAGUGGGUUCUGUGCUCCAUCCGAUGGUUCUGCAGAAGCCGGUGGACCCGGUCAGGUCGAAAGCGGCACUGGUCUCGGCGAUGGAGAAGGAGAAGAGGACAUCAGCAACGAUAUUGCGCCAGACGAGGAUCUAUCAGAGCUUGCUAAUCAGAAAGAAGAAGGAAAGCCAAAGGAGUACGAUGCUCAGGAAAAUGCUGUUGAGAACGAUGAUAUCGACGGAUUAUCAGAAUCCGGGGAUGAGAAGUCUGAUGAGGAGGGUGAUGGUGAAGAGGGUGAGGAGGAGGAUGCUACGGAUGAAAUGGGCAAGGUUGAUGAUAGUCAUGGGCUUGACUCUCUUGAUAAAGACUUCUGGGACAACCCGGCGGAAGAACCUAAAGAAGAGGUCGAUUCAGGUGGCGACGGGAAACAGGAAGAAAAUGCGACUUCUAAUCAGGAAAAGUCAAAGAAGGAUGAGAAGCCGCAGAAAGAUGCCAAAAAUCUUGAGAAUAAAGAAAUGGAACUCGAUGACGAUGCCGACGCCAAUUCAGAAGCAGAAGCAGAAGCAGAAGAUGAAUCCGAUGCCGUUGAAAACAAAAACUCGGACAAUAUCAACGAACACAUUCCGGAAGUUGAAAGACUUGACAUAUCAGACGACUUCAAUCUUGACGAGAUGGACCAAGAAGAUGGCGAGGAAGAAGGCGAUCUUUCUGAAGGCGAGGAUGGAGAAGAAGAUCCACUCGAUAAGCCUUUUGACAAGACAGAGCUUGAACGCCAGAACUCGGAUGAUGAAGAAGACGAGGAAAUGGGCGACUAUGAUGCAAAAAUAGCGGACGAAUUGGAUGAAGCAGCGGAAUCAGAGGGUGAAGAGAAAGAGAAAGAGAAAGAUGCCGACGAGGAAGGGGAGGACUCGCUCCAGCAGCCUACUGAGGACUCUAUUGAGGACGCGCAGAAUGGCUCCACUGUCCCACCUAACGCAAAGGCCGCGGCAGCAAAAUCAUCUGAUGACACCGAUAAUGAUCUAGAUCCAACUUCGGCUCAAGAGAAUAUGGAAAUAGACAAUCAGAAUGAUACAGGCCAAGACAAUUCCGCUUCUAACGCCGUCGAGGGUAAAGGGGAUUCUGGAAAAGCCGAAUACCGUCCAGGACAAGGUCAAAAUGAAAUGCAACCGAACGAGCAACGGAUAGAAAACGGAUUGAAGAAACUGGGAGACUUGUUAGAAAAAGUCCACCGUACUCCAAUGGAGAUUUUGGACUCAGAGACAAGCCAAGGACCAAAGGAUGAUGUUCAAAAUCUAGAGGAACAAAAGCAAUCCCAGUUUGAGCACGUCGGCGAGGACGAUAAAAAACCAUCAACUCAAGCAUUGGGUGCCGCAGCAACCGAAGAAGCGCAUGCAAUAGAUGAGUCGAUGGUUAUAGAUUCAGCUCCCGAUCAAACCGAGCCGACCGGGGAGGGUGGCGAGGAAGUUACGGACAAUAGCAAUGUCGAGGGAACAGACGGUAAACCGGUCGAAGAACAAGGAGCAUUCCAAGAAGGACCCCAAGAAACCGACGAUACAGCACCCAAUGCUGCUUCAAAUUCGAAGGAAGACCCCGAUGCUGCCAUGGAGGUCGAUGCACCUCGUCUCGUUGGCGGCUCUAAGAACGAAAAUGCGGAACCACUAGAUAUCGAUAUGGAAUUAGAUGAUGACGAAGCCGCCGAAAACCCCAAAUCCCUAGAGCCUUCUUCCACAUUGUCAACCUAUAACGAGGAGGCCCACUCGCUCUGGAAACUCUACGAAAACAAAACUAGAGUCCUCUCCCUCAGUCUCACCGAGCAACUCCGUUUAAUCCUCGAACCCACGUUAUCCACCAAACUCCGAGGUGAUUACCGCACAGGAAAGAGGCUCAACAUGAAACGAAUAAUACCUUACAUCGCCUCAGAUUACAAAAAGGACAAGAUUUGGAUGCGUCGUACUAAACCCUCAAAACGCCAAUACCAAGUCAUGAUCGCACUUGAUGAUUCAAAGUCAAUGUCCGAAAGUCGAUGUAUAGAACUUACAUUCGAGUCAAUUGCCCUAGUCGCUAGAGCUUUGUCACACCUAGAAGUCGGACAGAUAUCCAUGGUUUCAUUCGGAGAAUCCACAAAACUUGUUCAUCCUUUCGAACAACCGUUUACAGCACAAGCCGGUGCCAACGUCUUCGCAGGAUUGACCUUUGGACAGACAAAGACAAAUAUGAGAUCACUCGUUGAUACAUCCAUCAGACUAUUCCGUGAAGCAAGACAAACAAAUUCACAAUCCGAUCUAUGGCAAUUAGAACUCAUUAUCUCGGACGGUAUCUGCGAGGACCAUCAGGAGAUUCAGCGACUAGUCAGACUAGCACACUUCGAAAAGAUUGUCUUGAUAUUUGUGAUUAUCGAUGCUACUAGCGGUGCGAUUAGCGGGGAUACAAAUACGACAUCCAAAGGUUCUUCUUCCAUCUUGGAUAUGAAAGAAGCUACGUUUACAGACCAAGGAGACGGAAAGGGGCCGAAGCUGCAGGUUAAGAGAUACAUGGACACCUUCCCAUUUAACUAUUACCUAAUAAUUCGGCGGAUUGAGGAUCUUCCGGGAAUGCUUUCGACAGCAUUACGCCAGUGGUUCUCGCAAGCGGCGGAGGCAAGUAGUUGA